Molecule: messenger RNA, 3954 nt
Organism: Ceratitis capitata (Mediterranean fruit fly)
Lineage: Eukaryota; Metazoa; Arthropoda; Insecta; Diptera; Tephritidae
Gene: REPTOR
Product: protein CREBRF homolog
Exons: 8
Coding region: 440-3271 (943 amino acids)
Biological process (GO): regulation of transcription by RNA polymerase II; response to unfolded protein
Cellular component (GO): nucleus
Molecular function (GO): RNA polymerase II transcription regulatory region sequence-specific DNA binding; DNA-binding transcription factor activity, RNA polymerase II-specific
Source: RefSeq, a predicted model, not a curated record
CACGUACAUGCUUUCGCCAUACUCAGACGGCAAUAAAACUGUCUCGCCACUUAUUGGAGUGUGUUUUCUACUCUUACUGACACGUUUCUCACUUUGUAUUGUACUUUCCCGCCAACCAAUUAAAAAUUAGCAAAAAUACUGAUUGACAGUCGAAUAAACGAGUAACGGCAUAAACGCCUAGUUUAUUCGCAACCACGCGCCGUGGCGUCGGCGCCAGCGCCACUAUCAACACCCCUUUCCGUAUAGACGCCGACAAAGUCCAACGUUUCUUUGUUGUCUAGGCGCAAAAACUUAUCAGCUGAGUACCAGGGUGUACCGCUACAACAGCAGUCAGCAUUCGAGUAAACUCUGCGUUUGCACGCGAGCAAUAGCAGCAGAGCGACUGCAACUUAUGCACCGGCUGCCGCAACAGUGUCAGCAGCACUAAUUAAAUCGUAAAAUGACCGAAAAUCAAAUAUUUUCCAUGUCGACUGAUCUAUUCGACACCUCGUCCAACAGCAGCAAUCCACUUAAGUGUGAUCUCUUCUCGUUGGCCCUGAGCAAUAGCAACACUUCCAGUCUACUCUUCGGCGCAUCGGCAUUGCCCGCACUGAGUCCAUUGCAGCAACUGAAUGUGAAUACAAUUUUCAGCUCCAACAAUUCCAACUCCAGUCCAAAUUCCGCAAAUUACAUAACCAAUACAAAUUCGAACGCCAACACACCAACGGACCAAACGACACAAUCGCAGCAACAGCAGCAGCAGCAGCAGCAACAGCAGCAGCAUACUUUUGCUGGCAACAACAUCGGUGGCAGUGGUGGCGGCAGCAUCAUUAGCGGUAGCAGUAAUGUGAUGCUGACCAACGCCAUUAGUAUACCGCGCAGUAAUAAUCCCAAUCAGAGCCAUAAUCCGUGGUCCCAAGACUCAGUAGACACGCAUCAUCACCCUAGCCCGAGCCCUUUGCAGCAUCAUCAUCAUCAUUCGCAACAUCUUAGCAAUCUGCAUCAUCAGCAUAGUCAAAUAUCUUCCAUGAUGUCUGCACAACAACAGCAACAACAACAACAACAAAAUAAUCAGCAACAACAGCAGCAACAGUCGUUGCAGCACACGCAACCACGUCUCUUUGUCGACUUCUCCGAUUACGGCUUGGAUGUGGCCUCACUAGAUGCCGCCUCCUUAUCACCCACCCUGCUGCAAGAUGUUAGCUUGGGUGUUUCUUCGCCACUGGAUGGCAUCACAUCGAACGGCUUCUAUGCAGCUGACGCCUCACCGAUCAGCAACAGCGGCAGCAAUAGCAUAGUGGGCAGUGUUGGCACCGCUGAUUCAGCGAGUACGCUGCUGGGCCUCAACGAUAGCAUACGCCCGGGCGAUGAUGGUAAUAAUUCAUUGCUCUUCGAUGCCACCGGCGGUACACCCAAUUCGAGCGCCAUGUGGAGCGACAUUAGCAAUGCCAUCAUACACACCAAACACGAGCCUUUCACACUGGAGGAUGACUAUAUAUUCCCCAUAGAUAAGGCUGAGAUACAGGCGGCCGGUUUUGGCGAUAUACCGGAAGACCAUUUCCUUGAUGUGAUUGAUAAUUUUGAUGAGCUGUUGAAUAGCGGUGCCGGACAGAAUGACUUCAUGUUAUCGCCUGGUAAUCAGCAUAAUAGCACAAACAACUUGCAACAGUUGAAUAGUCCACAGGCUUCACCGAGUGGUGGACCGCCCAUGGAGUUGUUACAGUUGCAUAAGCAACAACUACAACAGCAGCAACAGCAACAGCAACAGCAAUUGACACAAUUGCAAACAGCUCAACAGCAACAGCAGCAGCAACAACAGCAACAACAACAACGACAACAACAGCCACGCUUACAGCACAGUAACAGCGCUGGCGGUGCCAUACAUACACACCACAAUCACCAUAACGCAUCUAGUCCAUAUGAAAUCUAUCAUAGUACACCAAAUAAACAGCAACAACAACAACAACAUCAGCAUCAGCUGAGUAGCUCUGGUUCAAACUCGUUCUCGCCGGGUAGUCAGCCCUCACACUCACCACUUCAGCUCAAUUCCAUAACGCCACCACCACCGCCGCAUGCCAAUCGCUCACAAAGUCUGCAAGUAAAAUCGCGUAAUAUGUUGGAAUUACAGAAGAAAGGCUUCUCAAUGUCACCCGAUCGCGUUAGCAUAAACGGAAGUGCCGCUUUAAUCGGACAAUCCGUGCCGGGCAAUAGUCAUUUACUGCUCUCAGGUGCUGCGCUCAGCCCGAGUAGCGGUGGCAGCAGUAGUGGUUUUGGUAGCAGCUCCGGUGGCGGUGCUGGCAGUAGUACUAGUGGUUCGGCACGCAAAUCGUUCCAAUAUCCUUGUGAUACGUCGAUAUCACGACUAUCCUCCUCAGCACCCACACAUCUCGGGCUCGAACACAUAUGGAUGCGACGUGAACCGCGACAGCAUUUGUUGUCCACUGGCUCGCUGGCCGAGGCUGAAUCAUUCUCGUCGUUGAGCACUGGCAGUGUAUUGUCGCCGGAUGGCAUUGAUUUCUCGCAGGACGAUGAUGACGAUGCAUCAACUGAUUAUAAUAGCGAUAAUUAUGAUGAUUUGUCCAGUGAUGGUUCCGAUAACGAGGAUGACUCACGCACCGUUUCCGGUCAUUUAAGCAGUAAAGGUAAGGAGCGCUACUUCUGGCAGUACAAUGUUCAAGCAAAGGGACCUAAAGGCAAGCGGCUCGUGUUCCAAUCACGUUUGGAGGAUCCGCACGUUUUGAACGAGGCCACCGAUCCGGUGUUUAGCCCAAAUUGUUCUGUGCGUGGUAUCAAAGUAUUCAAACACAGCGGCAAGGCGCGCAAGGGUGAUGGCAAUGAUUUAACGCCAAAUCCACGCAAACUACACGUCAUUGGCAAGGAACUAGACAAACUCGGACGCACCAUCAAUGACAUGACGCCUGUAUCUGAGUUACCCUUCAAUGUGCGUCCAAAAUCGCGCAAAGAAAAGAACAAAUUAGCGUCACGGGCUUGUCGUCUGAAGAAGAAGGCCCAGCAUGAGGCGAAUAAGAUAAAACUCUUUGGACUGGAAAUCGAACAUAAACGUUUAAUCAACGGCAUUUACGAACUGAAACAAGCACUGGCGCUCAAAUAUCAAAAUCAAAAUAACAGUGAGCACAACGAAGCUAUCGAUCAGCGCAUCGAGCAGAUCUACAAGACGGCACAAACUGGUCUACGUAUAGCUGGCGAUACGACAGAUUUUGUUAACAAAGUGCUGGAGAAUGUUAAAAGUGGUGUACCAAAUGGUGGUCUCGAGGAUUUAAGACAUUCAUAGAAUCGUCAUAGAAAGGAAAUAAAGCACAGGCGAUGUGUAUAGCUUUUAAGGACAAAUAUUGGAGGCUCAAAGGUGAAAAUGAAAGGGAAUGUGAAGAGUGAGAAUAGCGAUGGUAAUCAAUUAUCAAUGGAACGUGUAUUGGAAGAAUAAAUGAACCCCGAUAUGCUGCUGAAAACGACAUGAGGAAAUGUGCGAAACAAGAAAAGUGAGAAUAAUGUACGAUGAGAAAAUGAAAUAAGAGAAAUUUGGUUGACAAGGAAAGCUGUUACCAGCUAGAAGGUGAUAUCAAAAGAAAUAGCCGUUGAAAACAUUUUCAAAAUGAGAUUUAUCAACAAAAGGAGAAGGAAAGAAUUGAAGCUCUGGCGUUGGUUAUCAAGAAAAACGCUGUAAUAAUGACAGUUCAAAAUAUACAGUUUUGAAAAGGUUAAAAAGUUUAAAGGAAACGAAAGAGGCCACAAUUAUAUACAUACACAUACAUACAUAUAUAUAUUUUUUUUUGUUUAGCUCUUAAGUGAAAAUGUUACGGAUGUAGAGGAUGGGUAAAUAUUAAUACUUGGGGAAAUAAUAAUUAUAAUCAGCUAUAACUGCUGUUUGUUAUAAAAGGUUUAUACUGAAAUAUCAGUCAAAUGCAUAUAUUAUAUUUAUAAAUGUUGGCAAAUACAUAUAUUUAUACCUAAAAAAAA